Messenger RNA from Homalodisca vitripennis (glassy-winged sharpshooter), 2083 nucleotides. RefSeq names its product homeotic protein spalt-major-like. The transcript is spliced from 2 exons. The coding region runs from base 561 to 1166 and encodes 201 amino acids. Lineage: Eukaryota; Metazoa; Arthropoda; Insecta; Hemiptera; Cicadellidae. The record is from RefSeq and is a predicted model, not a curated record.
CUACAUAACUUAGUUUAUAGUAACUUAUCUCUAGGAACCUCAGAGUGAAUUAUGGUUGGUUUAAUGAUCCUGCAAUCGAAAACUGAAAAACAACAAAUUACUGAAUUCGUUUGAAACACUUUAAGCAAUAACGGGAUCCAGAAAUGCUGGACAAAGUCAAUGAAGAAUCAAUAAAAAUAGUGUGCAUCUUGGACAGUAUUGCUGUGGAUCGGUGUGUCGAAACAAAAUAGUAUUUACAUUAUGGACACAUCUCGUAUUUUUGAAUCCAGCAUUAGUCAAUGGAUGUCUUUGACUGCAACGAAAGCAUGUUGCAGGUGAUUCUAACGUGUUCCCAAAGCACCCCCGCAACCAACAGGAAUGGGAGGUGUUCCAGUGGAAACGGGAGGAGGUACUGAGGAGAAAACGGGAGGCGGAGAAGCGGAGGCAGGAAAGAAUUCGGCAAAAUCCAGAGUGGCUGGCGGAGGAGAAAAUGAAGAAAAGACUACGGUAUUUGAAGAUAAAAGAGAGAGCUACAAUGUUAAAGUUUUAGUUUGGUUUUGUUUGGAUAUGAUUUUGGCGCCAUGAAGCUUGAGGAGUUGUAUUGGAGUUAUUUCCCCAACAGUAGUGGCGGUGGGCAGAAGACUUUAUCUUUCCGUUGUGAAUGUGGGAAAACAUAUCCGCGCUACACAUCUCUGUGGAACCAUAAACGCUAUCGUUGUGGCAAGUUGCCGCAGUUCUCCUGUGGCUUCUGUGACCAUCGGACCUGGCACAAGUGCAAUCUCAAGACUCACAUGGCGGCGAAACACGCUGACAAGAUGGAGUCUGCAGAUACCAACAAGACUGACAUUGCGGUGCAGCGGAUGGACGCUUUCAAGGCCAAACUGAACUCGAUCAUGUCGUCACAGAACUCAUUCAGCACUCCACCACCGUCACAGUGUCAGACCUCACAAGCCUCUCUUCCACUGAGUUCCUCCUUGCCAUCGAAUAUUCCCCCACUUCCGCCUGGAUUGACGAUUUCAUUUCCUUCCUUGCAACCCUCACCUUCCUCUCUGCCCAGUUUUCCUAACCUGUCCACUCUCCAAAAUCCUUCCUCUCAGGAAAACUUGACAAGUGCCCUCCCUUUCUGUGAGGUUGUGGAAAAUUCCAGUACACAGAGUACAAGUGAAGCUUUCUCUCCACUAAUUUAAGCACUUUAUUUGCCUUGUACAUCAUUAAGACUGGUAACAAUUCUGAAAUUUGUCUUUGAAAUUAGUUGCAAUUGUGCAAACCCCAACAUUUUGUUAUAAAAAAUUAAUGCUGUAUUAUUUUAUAAAGUUAUUAAUAGCAAAUCAACACCUCUUUUAUAGGCUAUGUUUAUUGUUUGUUAAGUAUUUUAUGUUUUUUUAAACACUUCAAGCUACUAUUCACUUACAGUGUUGUAUCGGUUAAAGUAUACUAGGGGGAAUACAGUCCCAUUUGGUGUAUACAGUCAGGGUACGUAAUGAUAACGUUGAAAUACAAAUAUUCCAUGUGUAAAAGACUUCUCAUACCACAUAUUCCUAUAAUAUAUUAAAUACCUUUUGCGUAUUUCUUAAAUUUAAUUAUUUAUUUAUUAAUAAUAACUAUGAAGAGUAAAUUCCUCUAAUUUCAAUAAGUAACCUUUCAUCAAAUUAUGUAAGUGAAAAACAUAAUACACUGUUUGGUAAAAAUAAUAAUUUAUCUCAUUGAUUUUCAUUGGUUUCAUCAUGGUCCACCUUACAUGUUAAUUUUCUUCUAAUGUUGAGUUCAGCUCCUUAAUUCUGGAUUCCACGUCUAUCUGAAGAGAUCCAAUCAAAUUCAGUGAAGAAGCUCAAAACAAUUCUUUGUAUAAUUUUGACAUCAGAGACUACAAAAUCAAGUGUGAUCUAGAUGAAAAGGUGAUCUCAUUGUGUCACAGUGGAAAAAUUGAGUACAUUAUGACGUUUAGCUAUGAUCCUAGAGCACGGCAGAGCAACCAAGUUUUCUAUAAAAAGAAUAGUCACCUUCUUUGCUUCUUUGUCACCCUUUAUUUUGAACCUCUUUAGAUGGACGUUCCCAAAUUCCAGAAGUCUAUGACAUCAGAUUUCAGACGCUGCACUGCGUGGAA